Molecule: messenger RNA, 435 nt
Organism: Dictyostelium purpureum
Lineage: Eukaryota; Evosea; Eumycetozoa; Dictyosteliales; Dictyosteliaceae
Exons: 2
Coding region: 1-435 (144 amino acids)
Source: RefSeq, a predicted model, not a curated record
AUGGAAUUUAUUUCUAGCACUAUAGUACCAUCCAUUACUUUUUCUCCAUUCGAAAGCGAUGAUAAACCUUCAAACAUUUUCGGUUUCAAUAAUUCACUAUCCUCAAGUUUCUUGCACCUAAGUAUUCCAUUGGAUAGUCCUCAAGAAAGUGAAUUCUGCUCUACACAUGUAUUGUCCAAUAGCUCUUAUUAUAGAAAUUAUGAUUUUAUUGACGAUAAUAUAGACCAGGACGAAACUAUUAAUAAAAAUAAUUUCGAUGAUGAAUAUAGUAAUAGCCAACUCCAAUACAAUUUUAUAAAACAGCAAACAAAAGAAAUUUGCGAAUUAGAUAUUAAUUCAAGAUAUGCCAUAAUAAUAGAAGAUGAUGAAGACGAAGACUACAAUUCUAAAUUAGAAGCUGAUACUUAUUUAGACUAUUAUAUAAAUAUUAACUAA